CAUUUUCCACGUCAGUAGGUUUACAGGCUGAGUUCAGGUUGAUAGCCGGUUACAAAGCUACAUUGCCAAAUCCUCUCAGUAGGUCGUGAAAUACCAAGCUAAGGCAUGGAUUUCAUGUGUGUAGCUGUUUAAAAUGUAAACGCUCAACUAACUAAUGUUUAAAGGGCAUCACAUCAAUAUUGUUGUCACUGAAAGUUUUGUUUUUGGUCUAUAGUAGCUAGCUGGUUUGCUAGCUAAUCAGUUGAAAAUCUGCAGAACGCCAUCUUGGAUUCGCACCCAAACAGAUUUCAACAUGGUGGACAAACAUAUCUACAUUGUUCAAGGGGAGAUCGCAACGGUAGUGGGUGCCAUCAAGAGGAACUCCAGGACCACACACACUCCCCUGGACGAAGAACAGGACCCUCUUCUCAACAGCUUCAGUCACCUGAAAGAAGUCCUGAACAACAUUAAAGCUCUGUCUGAUGUGGAGCCUAAUGUCUUCCUGAGGCCCUUCCUGGAAGUAGUGCGCUCCGAGGACACCACUGGACCAAUCACGGGCCUCGCUCUCACCUCAGUCAACAAGUUCCUCUCCUAUGGCCUUAUAGACUCCAAUCAUGAAGGGGCAGCCGAGGGCAUCGAGAACAUGGCCGACGCCGUCACACACGCACGCUUCGUGGGGACCGACCCCGCCAGUGACGAGGUGGUGCUGAUGAAGAUCCUACAGGUUCUAAGGACACUGCUGCUAACGCCUGUUGGAGCCCAUCUGACCAAUGAGUCUGUGUGUGAGAUCAUGCAGUCAUGCUUCAGGAUCUGCUUUGAGAUGAGACUCAGCGAGCUCCUGAGGAAGUCGGCGGAACACACACUGGUGGACAUGGUACAGCUGCUUUUCUCCAGAUUGCCCCAGUUUAAGGAGGAGGCCAAGAGCUUCGUCGGGACCAACAUGAAGAAGAUCCCAGGCUGUCUCCUGGAGCCUCACGAUGUGAUUGGUGCAGAGCAGCUUAAGCCCACCAAUCAGACAGGCCUAGAGAGGGCUUACAAUAUCUUAUGGAAAAACAAACGUGUGCAGUUGAAGAUGCGUGCAGGGGGUAUGAGUGAGUCGUCUAAAUGGAAGAAGCAGAAGCGUUCCCCCCGCCCCCCUCAUCACAUGGUCCGCAGCGCGUCAGGAUCAGUAGAUGCCAGCAGCAACAGCCAAUCAGGCUUGCCGUAUGUAGAGCAGUCGGGGCUGCCGGUGUCGGACAGUGUGCCGUCGUCCAUGUCCAGCCCCACUACAGACAGCGGCCUGGACUCUGGCUCCAAGACCACCUCCCGAGAGGACCUCUCCGAUCUGGAGCAGGCCAGCUCCACGGCAACCACUCCCCUCAGCCCCUCGGCCUCAGAGUCCUGCGCACCUGACACACAGUGUGACGUGGAGCGUGCCCAGUCGGCUUCAGUAGAGUCCAUCCCGGAGGUUUUGGGUGAUCGGGACUCAUUGGCUGACCAAUCAGACUCUGCCUCAGUCCACGACAUGGACUACGUCAACCCACGAGGCGUUCGCUUCACCCAGUCCACUCAGAGAGAGGGUGCAGCUCUGAUUCCCUACGGGCUACCGUGUCUGAGGGAGCUCUUUCGCUUCCUGAUCUCGCUGACCAACCCGCACGACCGCCACAACUCUGACGUGAUGAUGCACAUGGGCCUGCAGCUGCUCACAGUGGCCCUGGAGGCCUCGCACAUCGCCCCCUACCAGUCACUACUGGUACUGGUCAAAGACGAGCUCUGCAGGCAUCUAUUCCAGUUGCUGAGUGUGGACCGGAUUAACCUCUACGCUGCCUCCAUCAGGGUGUGUUUCCUGCUCUUCGAGUGCAUGAGGGGACACCUCAAGUUCCAGCUGGAGAUGUACCUGAAGAAGCUGAUGGGCCUGAUCACGUCGGAGAACCCCAAGCUGCCGUACGAGAUGAAGGAGAUGGCGCUGGAGGCCCUGGUGCAGCUCUGGAGGAUCCCCAGCUUCGUCACCGAGCUCUACAUCAACUACGACUGUGACUUCUACUGCUCCAACCUCUUUGAGGACCUCACCAAGCUGCUCUCAAAGAACGCCUUCCCGGUAUCUGGGCAGCUCUACACCACACACCUGCUCUCUCUGGAGGCGUUGCUCACCGUGAUUGACAGCACUGAGGCCCACUGCCAAGCCAAGGUGCUCAACAGCUCUGCCCAGCAGGACCAAUCAGAGACCUUAACGGCCGAGGAGGAGGGGUCAGUCAGCACAAGCGCUGAUGCCUUGAAGGUGGACGGAACUCUGUCAGGAACCACCAAUGGGCAAACAGCAGCAACUGAGGCCACGCCCAUCUGCCCGCCCACCAGUGGCCACCUGAUGGCAGAGAAGAUGAAACUGGGACGACAAGACCAGGAGGAGGCCGACACCGAGAAGAAAACCCCCAAAAAGCCCCAGAGGUUCUCCAGCUGCCUACCCGACUCCCAAGAGCUCAACGACAUCAAGAUCAAGAAGAAGCUGCUGAUCACCGGUACGGAACAGUUCAACCAGAAGCCCAAGAAGGGCAUCCAGUUCCUGCAGGAGAAGGGCCUGCUGAGCAGCCCCAUGGACAAUAACCAGGUGGCCCAGUGGCUCCGUGAGAACCCCCGCCUGGACAAGAAGAUGAUCGGAGAGUUCGUCAGCGACCGCAAGCACAUGGAGCUGCUCGACAGCUUUGUCAAUACGUUCCAGUUCCAGGGCUUGCGUAUAGACGAGGCGCUGCGCUUGUAUCUGGAGGCCUUCCGGCUCCCUGGCGAAGCACCGGUCAUUCAGCGCCUCCUAGAAACCUUCACCGACAACUGGCAUAAAGUGAACGGGUCUCCCUUCAUGACCAAUGAUGCUGGCUUUGCUCUGGCCUACGCCGUGAUCAUGCUCAACACUGACCAGCAUAACCACAACGUCCGCAAGCAGAACAUCCCUAUGACUGUGGAGCAAUUCAAAAAGAACCUGAAGGGCGUCAACGGCAACAAAGACUUCGACCAGGACAUGCUGGAGGACAUCUACAAUGCCAUCAAGACUGAGGAGAUUGUGAUGCCGGACGAGCAGUCGGGCCUGGUGAAGGAGAACUACGUGUGGAGCGUCCUGCUGCACCGCGGCGCCACGUCCGAGGGCCUCUUCCUGGCCACGCCGCCCGCCAGCUACGACCACGACCUCUUCAGCAUGACCUGGGGGCCCACCAUCGCCGCCCUCUCCUACGUCUUCGACAAGAGCCUGGACGACACCAUCAUACAGAAGGCCAUCGCUGGCUUUAGGAAAUGUGCGAUGAUCUCGGCUCACUUUGGCUUCAGUGAUGUCUUUGACAACCUCAUAAUUUCCCUCUGCAAGUUCACCACCCUCAGCAGCGAGUCGGUGGAGAACCUGCCCACGGUGUUCGGCAGUAAUCUGAAGGCUCAGGUUGCAGCCAAGACGGUGUUCAGCCUGGCCCAUCGCCAUGGCGACAUCCUGCGCGAGGGCUGGAAGAACAUCAUGGACUCCAUGCUGCAGCUGUUCAGAGCCGAGCUGCUGCCCAAGCCCAUGGUCGAGGUGGAGGACUUUGUGGAGCCGAAUGGAAAGAUCUCUCUGCAGAGGGAGGAGACGCCAUCUCAGAGAUGGAUUAUCUGUGUGUGUGUGUGGCAGGCUCUGAUCUCUGUGACGCCUGAUGAGGAGACGUAUGAUGAGGAAGAUGCUGCGUUCUGCCUGGAGAUGCUGCUACGGAUCGUCCUGGAGAACCGGGACCGAGUGUCGUGUGUGUGGCAGACGGUGAGGGAUCACCUGUGCCAUCUGUGUGUCCAUGCCAACGAGAGCUGCUUCCUGGUAGAGAGGGCUGUGGUGGGCCUCCUUAGACUGGCCAUCCGCCUACUCAGGAGAGAGGACAUCAGCUCACAGGUCCUGCUGUCUCUGCGUCUGCUGCUGAUGAUGAAGCCUCCCGUGCUGUCCCGUGUGAGUCGAGAGGUGGCCUACGGUCUGCACGAGCUGCUCAAGACCAACGCCGCCAACAUCCACAGCACCGACGACUGGUACACACUCUUCUCCCUGCUCGAGUGCAUCGGGGCCGGGGUCAAGCCGCCCGCCGCGCUGCAGAUGACCUCUGGAAACACCGACAACGAUACAGGAGCCCAGUCGGACAGCGAGGUCAGCUCCCACCACCCCAGUGAGGUCUCGGUGGACCGGGGCUACACGUCCGACUCCGAGAUCUACAACGAGCAGCACGGGAAGAGCCGCCUGCCCCGCGCCACCACAGACGUGGACGUGGCCAACAGCGGCUGGCUCGUGGUGGGUAAGGACGAUCUGGACAGCAGUAAGGUUGGUGUGGGCGGCUCCAAGCCCCUGCUGUCCCCCCUGGUGAACCAGUACAGCCUGACCCUGGGCCAGGACAUGGGGCUGCACGACACCAAGUCCCUCAUCAAGUGUGUGGAGUCGCUGUCCUUCAUCGUGCGCGACGCCGCCCACGUCACCCCCGACAACUUUGAGCUCUGCGUCAAGACCAUUCGCGUUUUUGUGGAGGCCAGUCUCAACGGAGGCUACCGCACCCAUGAGAAAAAGAAGAGCCACAAGUACGAUAAGUCGAGUCGUCUGCGGAAGAAGCCUCGCGAGAAGGAUGUGGCCUCCCGCCGCACCAAGGCCAGCCAGCGGCUGUCCCGUUCCCAUAGCGACGACGAGGAGGACGAGGGUGUGCCGGCCAGCUACCACACGGUGUCUUUACAGGUUAGUCAGGACCUGCUGGACCUGAUGCACACACUGCACACGCGCGCUGCCAGCAUCUACAGCUCCUGGGCCGAGGAACAGCGCCACCUGGAGGCAGCCGGCAGGAAGAUCGAGGCAGACUCCCACACACUCUGGAGCAGCUGCUGGUGUCCUCUGUUGCAAGGUAUGGCGUGGCUGUGUGUUGAUGCGAGGCGGCAGGUGCGCAUGCAGGCCCUGACCUACCUGCAGAGGGCGCUGUUGGUGCACGAUCUGCAGACACUAGAUGCUGCUGAGUGGGAGUCCUGCUUUAACAAGGUGCUGUUUCCCCUUUUGACCAAGCUGCUGGAUAACAUCAGUCCUGCUGACGUAGGGGGCAUGGAGGAGACACGCAUGAGGGCAUGCACGCUACUCUCAAAGGUCUUCCUGCAGCAUUUGUCUCCUCUGCUCUCCCUGCCCACCUUUGCUGCUUUGUGGCUCACCAUCCUGGACUUCAUGGACAAGUACAUGCACGCCGGCUCCAGUGACCUGCUGCUGGAGGCGAUCCCUGAAUCUCUGAAGAACAUGCUGCUGGUAAUGGACACAGCAGGCAUCUUCCUGAGCUCCGAUUCUCGCACCGGCUACUCGGCACUCUGGGAAAUCACCUGGGAGCGCAUCGACUGCUUCUUGCCACACCUCAGAGAGGAGCUUUUCAAGCAGGCUGUCAUGCCCGAGCCUGUGCCCAGCGUGCCUGUAGAGCCCCCUCAGCCUCCAGCCCCUUCCCCUCCCCCCACUGAGCCCAAAGCCCCAAGCCGGCCAGCCUCCCCCCAGGACAACACAGCCCCACCUAGUGCCAAUGGUACGGACAGAUCGUCCCCAGUGCCCCCCUCCACCCCCCCAGUGAAGAUGUCCCCUCCAGAGUCGCCCCCGUCUCUCAGCCAAUCACCGCUCAUCCUGCAGCCUCUGGCCUCGCCCCUACAGGUCGGCGUGCCGCCCAUGUCCCUGCCAAUCAUCUUAAAUCCCGCCCUCAUCGAGGCCACCUCCCCUGUUCCCCUUCUUUCCACUCAGCGAGCAUCUGACCCCGCCGACCCCACCGAGGUCAAGUAAUACCCCCCGCACCCCCAACUCCUCCACCCCCUUUUAACCCAUACCAUUAGUGCUGGACAGGAAAUGACAUAAUCACUCAGAAGGAAAUGACUUCACCAAGGGCCUGUGACAAAGAAUGAAGCAUAACUGGCAGCAUGGUCACCAUGUACAAAGCAUACACACACACACACACACACACACACAUACACACACAACAGUAAAAAUGGUGGCCUACACACACACACACAUUUAUUUUUACAACAGCAGCAGUUCUGUAGCGUUGUCACGUGUAGCUAUAGUCAGACUGCGUCCUCCUGUGUUGGAGCCACCCUCUCAAACUGAGAUAUUUAUUAUUCUAAUUAUUAUUACUAAGAUUACUCUACUGAGCUAGAGGCUGGAGGGCCGCAGCGGUCUACACUAGGCCCGAGAGCACACAGAACCCACUGUUUGCAUCCUCAUCUAUCUAUCUAACCGACUGACCAACCGACUGCCCCUGAGCUCCACGUGCAGGGAGCUGCUCGCCAGCGCAGGUGUCCACGUUGAGCUGGAGUCUGAACAGCAGGGGGCGCCCCAUCAGCUAAAAUGGACAGGAGUCCGAGGAAACUCUCUAUCUCACACACACACACACACACAGAUCAUUCUAUUUUUUAAUAUAAAAUGGGGGGGGGCUACCACAUGAAAUCCUUCAGGGAAAUCCAAAGAGUUAAUUAUUAUUCCACGGCUGAGUUGGGGACAUCUUCCUGGACGUGACCCGUAGAUCUGACCUGCUGAUGGGUCCACCUGUCUGGGUAGAGCAGGCCCCCAUGCUCCCGAUCAGAGGCUACAGCACCUUCAGGCUGCUUGUGUCUCCACCCAUGAGUCCAGACCAUGGAGCUUCUAUUAUGAUGCAGCGGCGUUCUAGAACAUUCCUCCACUAGGGGGAGUGGGUAGUCACGAUGGGAGGGGUUAUGGGGUAGAAGAGGAGGUAUCGCUAAUAGCAGAUCUAGCCUUUGAAUUCCAGAGUCAGGGUUUUUUAAUUUUAUUAUUGUCAUUUUAUUUUGAAAUGAUUUUCACGUCUUAAAGAGAUUAUUUAAAAGCAGUUGUGUUACGUGUGGUAGGAGUGACGGUAUGGCAUGUGGAUGUGUUGCGUUGUGUGCAAUAGGAGUGUUUGUAUGGCAUGUGGAUGUGAUGCGGUCUGCCAUGGUACCCAUCUGGUGCGUGAGCUCUGAGCCCGGUCACUUUAAACGCCGGAGGAGAGUGAGGACUCUCGGUCUUCCCCAGCCAUCGGCACUGGACACGGCGGCUCCUGUCCUCACAGCAUCACUAAUGGCCGCUCAGCUAGAGGGUCCAGUCCUAGUGUUUUGCCAGUGAAGUAACGGUCACACAUUGUUUGAGAGGGAUCCUAUCUAGUGUGCAGUGCAAGAGCACUUGGGAAGAGAGCUGUCUGGUACCCCAAACCUCCCUGUGCACCACAAACCUCCCCCCCACCUCCCUGUGCACCACAAACCUCCCCCCCACCUCCCUGUGGACCACAAACCUCCCCACCACCUCACCCGCUGGGGAGAGCCGCGUUUGUAAGGUGACUGGUGGCGGUCAGUGGGAAUCGCUAUAUUAGAAAGGAAACUCUGUUAGGAGACCAGUUAGAGUCAGAACCUCCAGAGCUGCCCAGAGAGUCUCCCUCAAUGUGGUCAGAGCCAACAGGACUCCACUCACCUGUAGCCUUACAGCAGUACGGCAGCCAUCUCCCCAGCACACACACACACACACACACACACACAGCUUAACACUAUGAAGGUGAUGGCCCUCCUCUCUCUCUGUCUCUCACACACACUCACACACACCAACAGAGGGGGGCUGCUUAUGGGAUCCACACAGGGAGCACAAGGCCGGAGGGGCAGAACCGCGGUCCUGUGGUUCUCCUCCUCAGUUCCUCUGGGUCUCUCCUCAGUUCUAACGGAGCCCAGGGCCCGGAGGAGAAGGGGCAGAACCGCGGUCCUGUGGUUCUCCUCCUCAGUUCUGACGGUUCCCUCUGUGUGAGCUCAGUUCUGUAUGUUCUACUGCAUUCUUAGCUGAAAUCAGGAACUAAUUUUGAGCUGGAAAUAUUGUGUAUAUAUAAAUAAAUGGCCAUGUACUUUUUAUUAUGUAAUAAAUACAAGGUAAACAUG
Molecule: messenger RNA, 7851 nt
Organism: Alosa sapidissima (American shad)
Lineage: Eukaryota; Metazoa; Chordata; Actinopteri; Clupeiformes; Clupeidae
Gene: gbf1
Product: golgi brefeldin A resistant guanine nucleotide exchange factor 1
Biological process (GO): regulation of ARF protein signal transduction
Molecular function (GO): guanyl-nucleotide exchange factor activity
Source: RefSeq, a predicted model, not a curated record